Lottia gigantea (owl limpet) is the source of this 805-nucleotide messenger RNA. RefSeq lists its product as hypothetical. The record is from RefSeq and is a predicted model, not a curated record. Gene Ontology annotation, molecular function: DNA-binding transcription factor activity; sequence-specific DNA binding. Gene Ontology annotation, biological process: regulation of DNA-templated transcription. The coding region runs from base 44 to 805 and encodes 253 amino acids. NCBI's taxonomy places the organism in Eukaryota, Metazoa, Mollusca, Gastropoda, Lottiidae. The transcript is spliced from 6 exons.
AUUAUAUUAUCCUCACAAAUUUGUUAAUGUGCUCCUGGAUGAUAUGUUUCCAAACCAAGAAAACACGAUAAGCAACUCCGGGAACGUUCCUGCGUUUCUGUUGAAGUUAUGGACGCUUGUUGAAGACCCAACAUGCAACGAUCUGAUAUGUUGGGAUAGUAGUGGAAAAAGUUUUCAUGUGACAGACCAAACAAGAUUUGCUAAAGAAGUUCUUCCUCAUUACUUUAAACACAACAACAUAUCCAGUUUCAUAAGGCAGUUGAAUAUGUAUGGCUUCCGUAAAGUGGGUGCUGUUGAACAGGGUGCAUUAAAGAUUGAGAAAGAUGAUGUUGAAUUUCACCAUUCUUACUUUCAACGUGGUGAACAGAAAUUAUUAGAAAACAUCAAGAGAAGAACAUCCAAUCCCAAGUCUGAUUCUAUGAAAUAUCUACAUGAUGAUGUAUCUGAACUAUUAGCUGAUGUACACACUAUCAAAGGAAAACAGGAUACAGUCACUUCUAAACUAGAGCAGCUCAGAAAUGAAAAUGAAGUGUUAUGGAGAGAAGUGGCCAGUCUUCGUCAGAAACAUUCUAAACAACAACAGAUUGUCAAUAAGCUGAUCCAGUUUUUGGUGACCCUAGCUGGUGGUAAUAGAGGUCUGUCUGGUAUGAAACGUAGAAUGCAGUUGAUGAUAGAAGAACCAGGGAGUCAACCCAGUAAUAAGAUACCUAAACUAAACAGAGCUUUAUCUAUCACUGAGACUAACCCUAAUGAUAAUUAUUCUGUUGAAUCUGUAAGUAUAUAUUAUUACUCCUAUUUUGUUUGA